CGAACACACCGGACAGCUUUCCCCUCUGCUCGUACAGCUCGAUACCAGCAACUGCACUGCCUGUUGAGGCUACCACCAAUCAUGGAGCGAGCCACAGCCUGCUCCUCAACCGUUACUUUGCCCUCAUAACAUUCACCACCCCUCGACAUCAAGAGCGACAUCCGCCAUGCAUCAACUCCCUCGACCCUCCCCUCGGAGUGCCACGCCUGCCUCCAACCCCACCACCAAUCCAGAGCGAACCAACAAUUCGAGAGAUCGGCCGAUGCCUCGUUCCAGAUCCAGCGUGGAUCUUGCAUCGUAUACGGAAAGAGCUGGUGCUGCCGAAGCCUCGACUGCGGCUGGCCGCGAAGGCACACAUGAUAGUGGUCAAGACCGCGAACUCACAAAGUUGAAUCAAAUCAUUCAGCAUUUCCACACCAAGGCCGCACUAUUGAUCUGCUCAUCGCGGGCCAAUCUGCCGCGCAGUCAGAACCAGCACGGCGACAUACGACAGAAUAGAUGGUUCAACGUGGUGGUUGAUGAGACCGACGUCUUGCUCGAUCACCUGCAAGAAUGGCGAAGACACGAUUUAUUCGAAGACCGGCCCCGGCCCCUGGUCAUAGAGAUGUUUCUCGACACCGCCCACCUGACAAGCAAUCAGGUGCUCGUCAUCAAAGAUGAUGCUGGGAGGAGACACAAUGUCGCAAAUGCUCUGAGCCCCUCCACCUCCGGCGCGCAGCCUUCUCGAAGUGGAGCACGGCAAUGCGAGGUCGUUCUCGAGCGGUGGACCCUCGAACUGGGCGAUGCCAAUCGGCAUACUCCAGCGGAACUUGACGAGAAGCUGCCCAAUGUGUACAAAAAGGGCGUCGUGCUGUUCCGCUCCCUCUACACCUUUCUCCGCAUUGUUCCUGCUUUUAAGCUGUACAGAAAACUUUUACGGCAAACCGGUAGCCAUCAAGCGCUCAAGCUGAAAUUCCGGAUCAAGAAGGGGCGCGGCUCGGCGCAGGGCGAGCUAGACUCGCUCCUGACGCCCCUCUGUCCUCAUGAGAAGAACGCCAGGGACAUUGUCGAACACUACGCCUUUCAGCCUUUGGUGACGCCUGCUGGCCCUCUACAUUGCUCGGUUCACUACCGCAAGAAUUGCGUCUUCGGUAUCGCGGAUGCAGAGGCCCUCAUCUCGGAUCAGUUCCACGGGUUAGACGAGCGAAUGCCAGCGCCCCCGGUCGGACGCUCACUUCCAGGAGAGCCGGUGGAAAGGCCGCGAGGCCCGUACAGCAGUACGGCGGCGCCGACAUCUGCCAUCGCUCGCGAAAGAGCUAGAGCAGCGUUGUCGGGCACCUACGGAAGUCUCGGCACCUUUCAUUCAUCGGAGAGGCGAGGCUCGCCCCUCUCUACCCUGAGGCAGCGCACACUUGAAGCGGAGGAAGAAGACAUGGGCAGAUCGGAGCAGGGGAGAACGGGGGAAAGUGUGCCGCAUCGCAAGUCUGUCGACUAUAUUGCGAAUCCGCCGUUCAAAGCAGGCUCCCUGACAUCCUCUCCUCGCCCGUCCCCAUCACCCAGCAGUUCGGUUGGACGCAAUGAGGGAAGUCUGGGACGUCUCGGCCAUGUGAUCCAGACAAGCGCCAGCAAACGCACAUCUCUCAAUGCUCUGCCACAGCAACAAUUACGCACGCCGUCAUUAGCAAGCGAGGUCGCAGUUGGCUCGCCCGCCUCAUACUCUCCUAAGCCGGCGCCUGCUCGGUACAGCAGCAGUUUCGCAAAUCGCCCUCGACGAUUCACAUCACAAAGCGGCAAGACGGCGGAGAGCAACGCCAGCUCCGGCCGCGGCAGCAGUGACUCUAAAGAGAAAUCCGAACACCUCCACGACCCCAACCAGGACAUUUCCCGCAGCGCCAAGACAGACGACGACGAUAUCGCAUCGUUUAUAUCGGAUCUUGAGCGAUCGAAAGACAUUAAAUUCCACACGCCACCCUCGUCGCGGGACAACGUCGUGAACCUGGCCAAGUACAGCAACAUGCGAGACCCCAGCACUCAACUGGCUGAAGAAAUGAGCUCAUCCUCGCUCAUCCAGACGUCGAGUACACCACCCAGCCGGCGGCUGUCCAACGUGCCCGGCCUGUCCAUAUCCUCAUCACCUUCGCGCGCGCUCACCCACGCACCACAUGUGCGCUCCCGACUGUCUGUGGCGGAGCCGCCGUUGGCUUCCUCCGCCGCAUCAGCGUCGGGAGAGGGCUCAUCCAGCCCCGGGAUACGAGAGGUGGAGGAGGAAGAUGACGAAGAGCCGUUCAUCUUCCCUCACCACCAAGACGACAAUCUAGACUGACUACCUGACGAUUCAUGAAUUUUGUAGCGAGGCGUUUGGGACCCGCGGCGGCAGAGGGACCUGCAGGUGGGUGCGCAUCGCGAUUCACGCAGGAUGGGAUUGUUUUGUUUUGAGGCCUUUCGGUACAUCGCGUUUGUACAGAGUUCUCAUGACCUGGCUCGCCUAAGAGCGGGCAGAAUGAAAGAUCCAAUUGUCUCGCACGUGCAUCUAAUGCCGAGCUCUCCCGCUGCGCAUGUGGUGUUUUGGUUGGCCAUCGGAGGAGUGGCUUGGGAGCUUGCGUUGCGGCGCGUAAUUCCGUAAAUUCGCGUUUGUGGGGCCGGCUUGCCCCGCGCCUGCCGUACACAGUACAGUCAUCAUGAUCCAUAUGCGCCACC
This is a messenger RNA of Neohortaea acidophila, 2676 nucleotides long. RefSeq names its product autophagy-related protein 13-domain-containing protein. Gene Ontology annotation, biological process: protein localization to phagophore assembly site; autophagosome assembly; piecemeal microautophagy of the nucleus. The record is from RefSeq and is a predicted model, not a curated record. Gene Ontology annotation, cellular component: phagophore assembly site; cytosol; Atg1/ULK1 kinase complex. Lineage: Eukaryota; Fungi; Ascomycota; Dothideomycetes; Mycosphaerellales; Teratosphaeriaceae. The coding region runs from base 167 to 2302 and encodes 711 amino acids. The transcript has 3 exons.